Lepus europaeus (European hare) is the source of this 3211-nucleotide messenger RNA. RefSeq names its product interferon induced protein 44 (gene IFI44). NCBI's taxonomy places the organism in Eukaryota, Metazoa, Chordata, Mammalia, Lagomorpha, Leporidae. The transcript has 9 exons. The coding region runs from base 118 to 1395 and encodes 425 amino acids. The record is from RefSeq and is a predicted model, not a curated record.
UCUUGGAAGCCAGUUCUUCAGUUUGCUGAAGGAUUUUCUGCUCCCGUUUUGUGGCUGACGUGAGCAGCCCUCAGCAGCUCCAGACCUUGUUCAGAUUCUUCAGACAGGUUGAGAAGUAUGGCAGUGACAACUCGUCUGACAUGGUUGCAAAAAAAGAUCCUGCAAAAUCAUUUUGGAGACAAAAAAUUUAGCCUUCUCUACAAGGCAAGUGUCCAUGGAUCCUCAACAAAAGAUCUACUUAACAGAUGCUGUAAUCAAGGACCUAUCGUAACAGUGAUUUAUGGUGAAAAUGUUGUUAGUGGAGUGUAUGUGGAAGACAAUUAUCGGGAAGAAACAACUGUCUCCAUCAUUAUUUUUGUACUUGGAGAGACUGAAAUUUCAGAAUGUAAAAUUUCAGAAUGUAAAGCAGAAUCAUAUGGAUUAUUUGUGAACCAUCAUAAUAAUGAAGAAUACCGUAUAAAUCUACAGUCUGGAAGGGUACUUAUCCCCCCAAAAAUAGCUAAAAGUCUUGAACUACCUCCAGGACAUCAAUGUUCCUUCCAGGAGUGUGAAGUUUUCCGAUGUGAAGACUCAGUGGAUGAAAGAAAGAUACAAGGGCUCACCCAGCUCAGGGGCCACUUAUUGUUGGCCAUGAGAAAUUAUAAACCAUAUGGAGACUUGGUCAACCAAGUGAAAAUUCUGCUUCUGGGUCCGAUUGGAGCUGGAAAGUCUAGUUUCUUCAACUCUGUGAAGUCUGUUUUCCAAGGCUAUGUAUCACAUCAGGCUUUGAUAGGCAAUGAUACAACUGGAACCUCUAAGAAUUACAGGGUCUAUUCCAUGAAAGAUAGGAGCAAUGGUGACUCCCUGCCAUUAGUUUUGUGUGACUCCAUGGGGCUGGGUGAAGAUGAAGAAGGCCUGUGCAUGGAAGACAUACUCUCUAUCAUAAAAGGCCAUAUUUCAGACAGAUACCAGUUUAAUUCCAUGAAUCCCAUCACAUCAAGUCAUGUUAAAUAUAUAGAGUACCCACAGCUGAAGGACAGAAUCCAUUGUGUAGCAUUUGUGUUUGAUAUCAAUUCUAUUGAACACCUCUCUUACGAGAUGGUAGCAAAGAUUAAAAGAAUUAGAAGAGAGAUGAUAAAGUGUGGCAUGCUACAUGUAGUUUUGCUCACUCAUGUGGAUAGUAUGAAGCUGAUUACAAGGAGUGACCUAAUGGACAUAUACAGCUGUGUUCCUGUGAAAUUAAAGAUAGAUGCAGUCCAUAGCAAUCUUGGAUUUCCUGUUUCAAACAUCUUGGUGGUUAGCAAUUAUAGCUCAGAGUGGGAACUGGAUGCUGUCAAGGAUAUCUUAAUCCUUUCUGCACUGAGAAGGAUGCUGUGGACUGCAGAUGACUUCUUAGAGGACUUUCCUCUUGAAUAGACAGAGAUCAGUGAAAGAAAAUUGUCAAGUGUGUAAAAAGAAUAAAACAUAUAUGUGAGCACUUCACAUAUUAUCAAUUUUGUCACACCUUGAAGAGUGAAAUUGAGGAAGACUAAAACACAGAAAAAGAGAAGUAACUGAGGACGAAGGGAUGUAUUGUAUCUAGGAUGAAGAUCACAUAUAAAGUUGUAGUACCUAUAAAUAACUUGGAACAGCAAUAUUUAAAGUCAUUAACUGUAAAAUUCAACUUUAACUCUCCUUGAAUUUAUAUUCUGUAUCUCUGAAAAUAAAGUUUAUUCUUAUAAAACCUGGGUCUAACCAGAAUCUCUCUCUCUCUCUCUCUGUGUGUGUGUGUGUCUCUCUGUCUCUCUCUUGUUUUUGUGUGUGUAUGAUUUUAGAAACAUCUUAUUUUAAUAGGACUUGACAGAAUCUUCUGAUAUUCACCCCUUUUGUCUGAAUUUUACCUUCUGAUUUCUAAACUACUUUAAACUCUUUGGAUCCUCACUUAAUGUUGUAUUCUUUAAUAUAAUUCAAUUUUUGCUUAAUAUCUAACCCUCUUCUUGGAUGUGAUAAAUUUAAUACAGUUUCCUAGUACUAAAACUGAAAGAGAUUAUUGUUAGUUACUUUGUCAAUUAUGACUAUUUUAGUUAUAUGUAGGAAAAUGCAACCUGAACUACAUGCAUAAAGAAGGGGACUAUACUACUGGAUGAUAGAAUCAAACCAAAGAAAUGGCUGAGACUGAAUUGGCCUUAGAGGUGACUGAAUGUAGGGAUUAAAAAACUAUUCUUUCUCUGUAAACACAUGUAUCAUCACUUCUACCCACCUGCACUGGUCAAACCAAGGCACGGACCUAAAACAAAUUCAAGAGCCUGCACAAUUCAACUAAUUCACAAUGAAGUCAUGUUAAAUGUGUGCUUGCAGAAACAGUGAAGAAUUGGGACCGGUGGUGUAAUAGCUAUCUCUUUAUCUAUUGUCCCUCUAUAUAUACUAGUAUAAACAUAAAAUAACAAGAUGCACAAUUUCCUUCUUUUGCUUUCUUUUCCGUUCCAAUGUCAAAAGAAAGCCAAUUACUCUCUCAUGGGAAGAACAAGAUACAUUCUCUACUCUGCUCCAAAGGUACCUGUAUUUUCUAGUAAAUUAUCAUAAAGCAGUGAGAUAGGAUUUAUACUUGAUCAUUUUCAAAAGUAAGCUGACCCUUGGGCCAGCGCCAUGGCUCACUUGGUUAAUCCUCUGCCUGUGGCACCGGCAUCCCAUACUGGUGCUGGGUUCUAGUCCUGGUUGCUCUUCUUCCAGUCCAGCUCUCUGCUGUGGCCCAGGAGUGCAGUGGAGGAUGGCCCAAGUGCUUGGGCCUCUGCCCCCGCAUGGGAGACCAGGAGGAGGUAUCUGGUUCCUGGCUUCAGAUCGGCGCAGCGCACUGGCUGUAGUGGCCAUUAGGGGAGUGAACCAGUGGAAGGAAGACCUUUCUUUCUGUCUCUCUCUCACUGUCUAACUCUGUCAAAUAAAUAAAAAAAAUUAUUAAAAGUAAGCUGACCCAUUACAAGGAUAUUGUACUGUUAACUUCCCUAUUGGGAAUAGAACCAAAACAGAAAUAGAUACUCUGAUUUUCAUUCAGUUUUGAGGAGAAAUCUUGGACUGGGAUAUUGGGAGAUUUUCCAUAGAGUAAGUAACAUAUAUGGUUAUGUACUGUCUUUGUAUGUAUAUACUAUAUUUUUGCCAGGCUGUACUAGCAAAAAGAGGCACAAUAGCUUGUGGGGUUACCUGGAUUGUGAAGAAUAAACAUAUUGCACCCAAAAUAGUGUUGACUUUUAUUAAUCAA